Messenger RNA from Chenopodium quinoa (quinoa), 2136 nucleotides. Its product is annotated as DNA polymerase epsilon subunit B-like. Lineage: Eukaryota; Viridiplantae; Streptophyta; Magnoliopsida; Caryophyllales; Amaranthaceae. Gene Ontology annotation, molecular function: DNA binding. Gene Ontology annotation, cellular component: epsilon DNA polymerase complex. Gene Ontology annotation, biological process: DNA-templated DNA replication; error-prone translesion synthesis. The record is from RefSeq and is a predicted model, not a curated record. The coding region runs from base 232 to 1797 and encodes 521 amino acids. The transcript has 13 exons.
UUUUAAGGUUAAAGCAUUAAAGGAAGCUACGAAAAGGCGGAAGGCCCCACCAUCCCCACCAUCCCAAACCCUUAUGCUUCAACCCUUUUCCGCGCUCUAUUCCACUCAUUUUCCCGCCUUUCAUCCUCCAAAAGGUCCGAGUCUCAAACUCAGUACACCAAGUAGCAGAAUAACUUCCGCCAAUUUUAGGGUUCAAUACCAGAGGAGAGAGAAAGCUUUAGAGAGAGAAAAAUGGGGGCGAUAACUAGGAAGGAAGUGAGCAAGCAGUUCAAACAACGGCGCUACACUCUUCAAGCUGCUGCUCUUCAAGAAGUGCUUUCCUUCGUCAAUCGCAAUGGAAUUGAUGAUCCUGAAGAAGCUUUGGAACUUCUCCUUGACCUCCUUGAUCAAGAACCUCUGAAAUCGUCGAUUUUGGAUAAGGAAACUGUUAAUCGAGUGAUUUCUGAAAUGCUUGAUGUUGAUGAAGUUUCUCCGGCGAAUUCUCAUUUGCGUUUCAUUGAUGCUUUCGUUGUUCCCAAAUUUCGAUUCGAUCCUACUCGGAAGGUUUUUUAUGAGUGUACGGGGGCACUUCCUAUCCAUGGUAAUGCGCCUACAAAGGCAGGUUUGUAUAGAGAUAGAUUUGAGCUAUUGGCACAGAAACUUGCUCGCCAUCCUCAUUUCUCAAAACCUGCUUUUGAAACUGAAGCAUCAAAUUUUGGAUGCUGUGAGAUAGUUCCAAUUCAGAACCUAAAUUGGCAAACAGGGAGAAGGUGGAUAAUGGGUGUAAUAUCCCAGCUGGAAGAUGGGCAUUUUUAUCUAGAAGAUCUCACUGCCUCAGUGGAAGUUGAUUUAUCGAGCGCAAAGGUCACCACUGGUUUCUUUACAGAGAAUACAAUAGUUGUAGCCGAAGGUGAGAAGCUUUCUGGUGGUAUAUUUAAGGUCAAUACAUGUGGCUUCCCUCCCAUAGAGAACAGGGAAGAGAGUCUUGCAUUUAUCUCAGGACUGGACUUUUUUGGUUGCGGCACAUUUACAAGUGAGGAGACGAGGAAACUAGCUGAUAUGGAAAGAAAAGCAGUUAAUGACAUGUUUGUGGUACUUUCUGACAUAUGGCUAGAUGAUGAAGAGACUAUGGUAAAGCUGAAAGAAGUUCUGGAGGGAUAUGAAGCUGUGGAGGUGGUUCCUUCUUUGUUCAUAUUCAUUGGGAGUUUCUGCUCUUCCCCAUGUAAUCUAUCAUUUCAUUCUUUUGCUUCGCUUAGAUCGCAGUUUGGGAAACUUGGUAAAAUGAUUGCUGAAUAUCCUCGACUACUAGAGCAAAGCCGGUUUUUAUUUAUUCCUAGCAUUGAUGAUGCAGGCCCCUCGUCUGUUCUCCCAAGGUGUGCUCUUCCAAAGUAUCUAACAGAAGAACUUCAGAAAGAAAUACCAAAUGCCCUUUUUAUGAGCAAUCCUUGCAGAAUAAAGUAUUACUCUCAAGAAAUUGUAAUUUUUCGACGGGACCUCUUGUAUAGAAUGCGGCGUUCAUGCUUGAUUCCCCCUUCAUCUGCUGAAACCAGUGAUCCUUUCGCUCAUUUAGUUGCUACAAUUGUCCACCAAAGCCAUCUCUGCCCUCUUCCACUGACAAUCCAACCAAUCAGCUGGAAUCACGAUCAUUGUCUCAACUUGUAUCCAACCCCUCACACGAUAAUUUUAGGGGAUAGAAGUGAACAAAAGGCAUUUAAGUAUGGAGGAGUUACAUGUUUCAAUCCUGGCUCCUUCUCAAGUGACCACACCUUUGUGGCUUACCGUCCUUGUAACCAUGAAGUCGAGUUGUCUGCUAUUUAACCCUUUUUUGUUUUCGGAUAAAAUUAACGUGAAUAAUCCAAACUAUCAAUCAAUUAUAUUCAACCCACCUUGGAAUAAUGGAAUGUAAUACAAUGAAAUUCCAAAACCUUAGGGUGUCAAAUUCUCAUGUGAUCCCAGCUCCUCAGAAAAGUUUUAUGUUAAUUUAUUUAUGUUUAUAAUCAUAGAAUGUAACUUAAUAUUUUAUUUUGAUUUGUGUUACUGCCCUUCAGAGAAAGCAGCAAUCUUUGUAUACCUCCUUAAUAGAGUUAUACUGUGAAAUAUGUACCAAAUUUUGUAUCAAUGUAGAAUUGUAUCUUUAUUACGUUCUUGUGAAAUGAA